Messenger RNA from Plasmodium vivax (malaria parasite P. vivax), 3144 nucleotides. RefSeq names its product asparagine-tRNA ligase, putative. Lineage: Eukaryota; Apicomplexa; Aconoidasida; Haemosporida; Plasmodiidae. The record is from RefSeq and is a predicted model, not a curated record. The coding region runs from base 1 to 3144 and encodes 1047 amino acids. Gene Ontology annotation, cellular component: cytoplasm; cytosol; aminoacyl-tRNA synthetase multienzyme complex. Gene Ontology annotation, molecular function: ATP binding; RNA binding; aspartate-tRNA ligase activity. The transcript has a single exon. Gene Ontology annotation, biological process: aspartyl-tRNA aminoacylation.
AUGAAACUUGCCAGGGGCGCGCUCCUCCUGUGGCGCAUGCACCUGAUGGCGUACCUGCAGAGGUCCAUCCUCUGCUACAGGCACACAGGAAACGGCAACUUAAAGUUAAGUCAGGGGGCCCCGAGGAGGGAACGCUUGGCCUAUGUUAGCAGUUCGGGGGGGCCUAAUCACAUCGAGUGUUUUAGUAACAGCUGCCCUCUCCGAAGAAGGUUAAAGAAAAAAACGACGAGUCGGUUGAGUAGCCUUUGCGGAGGUGACGCUUCGCCUUCAGUGGGCUUCCUUCGAGUGAGAGAUCAGACCAGGAGAGGACUCUCCUCCCAUGGGAAGAAGAAAAAAAUAUAUAUAUAUCGCCUUUCCGGGGGGGAGAGCCGCACUUCUGUGCUUUACCUUACCAGGCCGAACGGGGGUGACCAGGAGAAGCACCCUACUGAGAGUGAUCACCCUGGAGAUGCCCCCCAACCACGCCGCUUAGUUAAACAUAACCUGCUGCACCUCGCGCAAGUGGGCGACUUCUCCUUUUUCUACGGCACUUCAAGUGGCCAAAAAAGCUACUCGACGUAUGAACAGAUCGUCCACUACAUUGAGGAUGGCAGAGGGGAAUUCUCCUCGUGUAGUAACCCCUCCAGGGAAGGUACCCACUCAGGGGGAAGCACAAGGAGGACCUUCAUCGACCAGAAGUACACAUGCAUUAGAGGGAGGGUAGAACAGAAGGUGAAGCAGUCGAAGAGGAUUUUCCUUCGCCUCAGACAAGACGGGGGAAUGUACCUCACCUGUGUGUAUGAAAAGGAAGGAGGCAACCCUCAAGGGGAGGAUUCUUUAUAUAGCUAUAUAAAAAAGAUAAGGAACGAAAGUGUGGUUGACGUUGUUGGGCGUGUGAAGGUACAUGGCGAUUUGGUCAGAUGUAGGGUUCCCUCUGUGGAAAGCAUGUUGAAUGAGAAGUGCAUAGAGGUAGUCGUGGCGAGCGUCCGGCGCGUCUCAGAGGCGUUCGCGGACGUGCCCCUGCUGGUGAGCGAGGGGGUUAGCGGCGUUCGCGGGGGUGGCGGCGGAGACGGCAUUGGUGUUCGCGGUGUUCGCAGCAUUGGUGCUGAUACGCUCGUUGGUGAUAAGCUCGCUGAUGUUGACAGCACUGGUGGUGAUACGCUCGUUCGCUGUGACAGCAUUGGCGGUGGUGAUACCCCCCGACCGGCGAAGCCCAACUCCAGCGAAGCCAUCCUGAAGCUGCAGCACCCCAGCCUCCACCACAGGCACCCCGUGAACCACCUCGUGUUUCAAAUGAAGAGCCGAGUUGCGCACCGGCUGAGGCAGAUGCUGCAGCGGGACGGGCACACGGAGGUGUUCACGCCCAAGUUGGUUCACCUCGGGGGGGGGAGUCCCAGUAAAGCGGCAGCCACCACUCCCGCCGCGCAUACCACUCCCGCCGCGCAUACCACUCCCGCCGCGCAUACCACUCCCGCCGCGCAUACCACUCCCGCCGCGCAUACCACUCCCGCCGCGUACACCACUCCCGCCGCGCAUACCACUCCCGCCGCGUACACCACUCCCGCCGCGCAUACCACUCCCGCCGCGUACACCACUCCCGCCGCGUACACCACUCCCGCCGCACACACCGAUGGAGAACCCCCGAGCUGCCAACUGAACGGGUCGGAGGGAGGCUCCGGGUGCUACAAAAUCGAGGGGGAAAAACUGAUACUUGCCCAGAGCCCCCAAUUCUACAAGCAGAUGCUAAUCAACGCAGAUUUCGAGCGAGUCUACGAGAUGAACUACUCCUAUAGAAACGAAAGGUUCCACACGUCAAGGCACCUCAACGAGUUCCUGUCCCUAGACAUAGAGAGAGUCAUUUACAAUAAUUAUUACGAAAUAGUUAUGCCCAUGUAUCGUCUGUUGCGGCGGCUAAAUGAGUACCUGUUGGAGACCUCUGCGGAGGAGUUGCGCCUGAUUAGCUCUUCCUUUGGAGGUCUCCCCUUUGAGCCCAGCAAAUUUCCAGACGCUCCUUUUGUUCUCUCCUUCUGCGAGGCAAGGGAUAUACUAGACAGGCACUGCUCAACUUCGGUGAGGGGUACUGCUUAUUACUCCCCAUCUGACGUAGAAGACGGGGGGAGGAAGAAGGCACACUCAGUAGGUAACCCUCCCAAGGGGGGGGGAAACACCCUCACGGAUGAGGAAAAGGACCAAUUGAGGAGCAGACUAUCAUUUGAGGCCCCCCCCAGUGAUCAACUUCACAACGUGUAUUUCAAUCGGAAGGUCGAGAGCAUGUACCGGGUGCACCAGGGGGGAGGCGGCAUCGGUGGGGAAACAUCCCCGGGGCAAGGAAACCCGCACGACGAGAGCGUCUACGCCUUCCUAAACGGGUUCGACCGAGACGAGCUCUACAAGAGGGUACUCCUCUUGCUUAGCAGCCUCUACGAUGGGGAGAACGCGGCAAACGGGGAAGACGCGGCGAACGGGGAAGACGCGGCAAACGGGGAAGACGCGGCAAACGGGGCGGAUGCGGCAAACGGGGCGGAUGCGGCAAACGGGGCGAGCGGCGGGCAGGUCGAAUGCAAACACUCCGUGUUGACGCUACUGCGCGAGAACCCCCAGGAAGGAAACACCGUGAGAGUAACCGAGUCGGCGCAAAGCAGAGCCUUAAAGGAAAGGUACCUGCACUCUCCAGAUUUCACCAACGAAGAACUGCAGAGGCUACACCACUUUCUAAAAAAACAUUUUGACGUGGACCUAUUUGUGAUAGAUCAGUACCCAUGGCACCUCAGACCAUACUACACAGCUCACAACCUAUAUGACAUUCGGUUUACCAACAGCUUUGAUUUCUUUUACAAGGGAAUUGAAAUCAUUUCUGGCAGUCAGCGAAUAAACCACUUGCCCCUUCUUCUCUUUAAAGUGGUCAACACCUGUGGGCCGGAUGAAAAUCCCCAGAGGAAACCCUCCUCCUGUGCAUUACCCAUCAGGGAAAAGAGCAACUUCUCCAUUUCGGACUACCUCAAAAAAGGGGAGGAGCUAAUAGACGGAGACUCUACUUUGGGAAAGUACAUCAAUUCGUUUCGCUUUGCUUCGAAGCCCCAUGGGGGGCUGGCCCUCGGCUUCGAGCGCUACCUGCUGGCUGCGCUCAACCUGGGGAACGUCAAGCGGGCAGUGUUUUGCGACUGA